AUGCCAAAGCAGGUCCACUACUAUGCCGGCUCAGAUCCCAAGCCAUUAUCGCAGGCUCAAAAUACUUCUAAGCUAGUAGCUCGAUACCUUUACCAAAUUCUUCACGGUUGCGGUUCGUCAACAUGUACACAGCUUACUUGCAGAUCUUUCAAAUCAUCUAGUUUGUUGUCCCCAAGCCAACAGUUUACACCCUUUGCAGCACUCAAUUUAGCCAUUCACCUUACAUCUCUUCGUGGUUGCAAUGCACUUUGUAAAUCUCUUUGUAUCCCUAUUCUUCCUCCAUCAGUAGCUGUGCUUCUAUACUCUAUUCCAGAAGAUCAUUCGGCUGAACACACCCAGUCUAAACCAACUAUUAGAAAACAACCUUCUUCUUCUUCUUCGUCUUCUUCUUCUUCUUCUUCUUCUUUUUCUUCUAACAAAGCUGCUAAUAUUGAAAUCCAGACCCCAGUAUUUGGCUAUCAUUUCAAUCUCAGUGAUCCAAUUCCUAUUCCAUGGAUUCCUUUGAAAAAAAGACAAGGUAAAGCUUCCAGAGAAUAUUAUCUUGACUUUGGGCUCAUCACCAGACGGGCUUCCCGUAACGGCAACUUGGAUUUAAAAACAGUCGAUCCAACUGGCAAGAAAACUGCAGCCACUCUCAUUACAAUUUUUACUUGUCAAUACCUGUGGGACUCAUCAGUUAUCAAGAAUGGACGCGGGCAGUCCACACUUGGGGAAAAGUUUUUCCCCUGUCUCGAUAAACUUGUUGAAUGGGCCAUGAAGAAUCUUGAUGAAAAUAGCCAACUUUUUUUUGUACGUACAGUCUCUGAUGCAAUUGUUGUACUUCCAGUAUUACAGCCACUAGUUACACAGCAAAUUCGUUCUUAUGAAGUCUGUAAAGCAGGAACAGAACUUAUCAAUUAUCUUACAAAAAUGGUGGAACUCGCGCACCCUUCAAACAUCCAAUACAUAAAUACACCAAUUGCAUUUUCAGCCUUCAAUGGUUUAUACUUCUCUAAACAGUACAGUGUCGCGUGCAGCAAAAAGGCGUUCCAGACAUGGAAAUCUUUCACAUCUUCUUCAAGCUCCCCAUACAUUGAUCACAUGUACAAGUCCAUGAACAGCAACGCUCAUCAAUUUGCUAAAUACAUGCCAGAACUCGAAAUACCAGAUACUAAAAUAGGACCUUAUCCUCUUAUUGAUUUUGUUCCAGACACUCCACGCGUCAUCAUCAAAGGUUUACUUAACGGUAAAACGCGACCACUUUUAAUUAAAUAUCCUUCAAAUCCCUCACGCAGUGACCAUCUUUCAACAUCUCUUCACAUGAUUUCUGACUAUCCUAAAUUUAUUUCCUUUGAAACUAGAUACCAAAUGUUUCGCUAUAAAAUGUAUGAGUGGAUGGAAAUGUCUAGAACUAUUUCACGAGGCGCACUAUCAAGUAUGUCUGGGUUUUUUAGUCCGCUUCCCGAGGCUUGUAUUAUCACCUAUUUCCAGAUUUCUGUUUACCGUGAAUCUCUAAUUGAAUGUGCGUUUAAUACGCUUAGUGGAUAUCUUCUAUUUGGAAUACCUCGCACUUUUAACUUGCCUUUUAGAGUUGAAUUUUCUGAUGCUGCCGAAAUUGGUGUAGAUCAAGGUGGAAUUCAGGUUGAGUUUUUCCAGUCUCUUGGCGUUGAAAUUAUGAAAGAUAGCAAUGCCUUUUUUAAAACGGACGACAAAUCUAACGUUGCUUGGUUCCCUGAAGUUAUAACAAGAAAUAUGGAAGAGUAUCUCUUGUUUGGAAUUUUUUUGGGAAUUGCUAUUUUUAAUGGCUGUACCGUUUCAAUCAGUUUGCCAUUAUUUUUUUAUGAACAUUUAAAAAUGUGUGUCCGUGGAAAUACAGGUUUUAACAAUUAUACUUUUACAGAGACUAUGAAUUACUUAAAGGAAAUAUAUCCUUCUGUGGAACUAAGUUUUCAAGUCAUGAUUCAAAAUCCAUCGGAAAUUGACAACAUGGAAAUUCCUUUCAGCGAUACACCAGGAAAUGAUACUUAUGUAACUUCAGAAAACUACCAUGCAUAUAUUUCUAAUUGGGUUAUGAAACGCAUCAAGGAAAAAUCUGAAAUCAUUGAAAUCAUAGCUCAAGGUAUUUUCCAAGUUGUUGAAGAACGCCAUCUCAGAGGAUUCUCUACCACUGAACUGCGUAAGAUAAUUGAAGGUGAAAAUUUUGUCACAGUUGAUGACUUAGAGGCCAAUGCAACAUACUCUGGGACUUUUACACAUUCUUCACUUACUGUUGUUCUGUUCUGGAAGCUUUUGAAAACUCGAUUUACAGAUGGUGAUAUUGUCCGCCUUUUUGAGUUUGUAACAGGCUCAGACCGUAUCCCACCUUCGCGCAAGUUUGAUUUCAUAAUCCAAUCAAGCACCUCAUCGCCAAAUAGAAUUCCAACAGCUUCGGUGUGCUUUUCUGUAAUUAAUUUUUCAGAGGAAUAUAAAAGCCUGGACCAUUUGGAAAGCAUGAUGCGUGUGGCUAUCGAAAACUCAAAGGGGUUCGGUUUGGCUUAG
Messenger RNA from Magnusiomyces paraingens, 2517 nucleotides. RefSeq lists its product as uncharacterized. The transcript has 2 exons. Gene Ontology annotation, biological process: protein polyubiquitination; ubiquitin-dependent protein catabolic process. Lineage: Eukaryota; Fungi; Ascomycota; Dipodascomycetes; Dipodascales; Dipodascaceae. Gene Ontology annotation, molecular function: ubiquitin protein ligase activity. The record is from RefSeq and is a predicted model, not a curated record. Bases 1 to 2517 code for a protein of 838 amino acids.